This is a messenger RNA of Drosophila grimshawi, 1499 nucleotides long. RefSeq names its product peroxisomal (S)-2-hydroxy-acid oxidase GLO3. Lineage: Eukaryota; Metazoa; Arthropoda; Insecta; Diptera; Drosophilidae. The transcript has 3 exons. The record is from RefSeq and is a predicted model, not a curated record. Gene Ontology annotation, molecular function: oxidoreductase activity; FMN binding. Bases 130 to 1230 code for a protein of 366 amino acids.
AAAGCAAGCAUUCAACACGUCUUUAGUUCAGAGAGCAAAGCAAUAGCCAGCUGAAAGCUAGCCCAAGAGAAGCAAAUUAUAAACUAAAAGCUACAAUUAAUAUAUAUAAAUAUAUAAAAUAACUGAACAAUGUCGCUGGUUUCUGUCGCCGACUUUGAGCAAAAGGCAAAUGGGCAGCUGGAGCCGAAUGCCUUGGACUACUACAGGAGUGGCGCUGGGGAGCAAGUGACCCUGAACCUCAAUCGCCAGGCCUACAAGAGAUUGCGUUUGCGUCCGCGUUGCUUGCGCGACGUUUCGAAGCUGGACGCCAGCUGUGAAAUCCUUGGAGAGCAUCUGAAUUGGCCACUCGGCAUUGCGCCAACUGCCAUGCAGAAACUGGCCCAUCCGGAUGGAGAGAUUGGCAGCGCACGUGCAGCGGGCAAAGCCGGCUCCAUAUUCAUAUUGAGCACACUGUCGACCACAUCUCUCGAGGAUGUGGCUGCUGCAGCGCCAGACACAUGUAAAUGGUUUCGGCUCUACAUAUACAGGGAUCGCUGUUUAACUGAGCAACUGGUGCGUCGGGCGGAGCGCGCUAACUUCAAGGCCCUGGUCUUGACUGUGGACACGCCCAUCAAUGGCGAUCGUCGAGCGGAUGCACGCAAUCACUUAAGUCUGCCAUCUCAUCUCACUUUGGCCAAUUUCAAGGCGGAGUGCACCCAAGGAUUUGUGUCCAAGUGCGGCGGUUCGGGUCUGAAUGAAUAUGUGGCCUGUAACUAUGAUCCGAGCAUUUCGUGGCAGGACGUCAAAUGGCUGCAGCAACUCACCCACUUGCCCAUCGUGCUCAAGGGCAUCCUCUCCUCUGAAGACGCGCUACUGGCUCGUGACAUUGGCUGUGCCGGUCUGAUUGUAUCCAAUCAUGGCGGACGACAGCUGGAUACGACUCCAGCCUCCAUUGAGGUGCUGCCAGAGAUUGUUGCCGCCGUGGGCAAGGAUAUGGUCGUCAUGAUGGAUGGCGGCAUCAUGCAGGGCAUCGAUAUAUUCAAGGCCUUGGCUCUGGGCGCCCAAACUGUGUUCAUCGGUCGCCCAACGCUGUGGGGCUUGGCUGCCAACGGACAGCGUGGCGUGGAGCAAUUGCUGACCAUUUUGAAACGUGACUUCGAGGUCACCAUGACAUUAACGGGUUGCCCCACUUUGGCAGAUAUUCGGCCAGCGAUGGUCGUCCACGAGUCCGCUUAUUGGCAACAUAAUUAAUUUAAACUAGCCUUCUUAAUCAUAUUUUACUAAGUUGCUUUCUUUUAGCAUUUAUAUAAACAGUAUAUUGCAUAAUAUUAAGUUGAGCCCAAAUGAAUAAUUAAGUUGACAAUUCAAUAUUUAAUUCAUUCAAUAAUUUAAGUUCUGUAUUAUAAACAUGUUCUCGGAAACUCCAAUUUAAGAUUCGAUGUAUACAAAAUAAGAAUUCUAAAUUCUUGAUGCUAUAUUUAAAUUCCAAGCGAAUAAAUUUGAACUAAUUUCAGUCAAUA